UCGGGGCGGGGCCAGCACGGGGGACAGGAAGGGACGCGGGACUUGAUCCGGGGAGCUCCGGACGCUGCCGGACGACGCCGGACGACGGCGGACGCGCGCGCUUCGGUCCCCCCCCCCCCCCGCCGCGCUCCCUCCCGCCCCGCUCCCGCGCUCAACUCGUCGGACCCCGCGCCCUUCCGCGUCCCCCGGCGCCGGCGCCGACAGCGGACAAUGGCUCGUGCGCCCUGGGGCCCGCGCGCGGAAGCCUGAGAGCCCUGCGACCUCGUCUGACCGGGGCGGCUGGAGCCCCGGCAGCCCGGGUCCCCGGCCCUCCGCGCCCCACGUGGACGCCGGGGGAGCGCCUGGGUCCCCACCGAGGUUCCGGGCCAUGAGCUCAGCGUUGGGCAGGGCGAGGUCGCGUGGGUCCCCUUCCCGGCCGGACUUGAUCGCUGCCCUCUGGCUUCCUCCCUCCUCCUCCUCCUCCUGCUCCUGCCUCCGCUCCUCUCGCAGCGCCAGCCGCCCUGCGCAGGCCCGGACACCUGCAGCCAGACAUCAUGGACAAGUACGACGACCUGGGCCUGGAGGCCAGCAAGUUCAUCGAGGACCUGAACAUGUACGAGGCCUCCAAGGAUGGCCUCUUCCGCGUGGACAGGGGCGCUGGCAACAACCCUGAGUUCGAGGAGACGCGCAGGGUGUUCGCCACCAAAAUGGCCAAGAUCCACCUCCAGCAACAGCAGCAGCUGUUGCAGGAAGAGCCUUUACCCAGGGGAGCCCGGGGUCUGGUCCAUGGCGGGGGCCGCCUGGGUCUCAAGCUGGCUGCAGACGGAGCUGCUAAGCCCCCUCUCGCAGCCUCUGCAGUGGCACCUGGGGUGGCCACCACUGUGGCUCCUGGCCAGCCAGUACACCCAGCCUCAGAGCAGAGGGCUGGGCCUUGUGUCCCGGGCCCUAGGCCCAACAACCAGGAGCGCACCUCCAGGGAGGGUCUGGGGAGCUUGGAGAGGUCUGCUGUCCACCAGCCGGGCCCCUGCGAGGACCCGUCCUGCCUCACUCACGGAGACUACUACGACAACCUGUCUCCGGCAAGCCCCACGUGGGGUGACAAGACAGGGGCAUCCCCGAGCGUCAGCCUGGGUGCAGCGAGCAGGUGGCCUGGUCCCCUAGGGAGCGAUCUCUCAUUGCCCAGGCCCAGUGGGGACCGUCCUCUAUACCAGCCACAGCUGUCCUUUGACAGUGGUCUCCGUGGCCAGGAUGCUAAUGUUGGUGGCCCCAACAUCGAGAAACGGGCAGGCCUCUGGUCCACCGCGGCGUCCCAUCGGGUGAGCCCGCUCCUGUCCCCGGGCCUGGAGAAUGGGGCCCCAGCACAGCCCAGGAGUCCUCUGGUGUCUGCAGCCCCGGAUGCUGGCCAAGGAGUCCUUCUGAAAACAAACUUAGUGCCAGAAUGUGAGGCCUUGGGUGUGCUGGCCAAAUCUACUGUGGAUGCCCAGCCGUGGUUCCGGGACGGGCCCAAGUCGUACCUCUCCAGCUCUGCCCUGUUACCCUCGCCGGCCAGCACAGACGUCCCUGGGCCUGAGCCUAAGCAUGGCUCUGCAGACCCUGACUCUGGUUCCAAGCUCAGCACCACUGGCCCUCGACACCCAGGGGUGCCCUCCCUGCCGGAGCUGUCAUGCAGGGAGGGUCCUGCUGGCUGGUCCUCUGAUAGCAGCCUGGGCCCAGGGCUCCCAGAGCCCCCCAACUCCCCCAGGGUGAGGCUGCCCUGCCAGACGCUGCUCCCAGGCCCUGAGCUUGGGCCCUCCACUGCAGAGCUGAAGCUGGAAGCCCUCACACAGCGCCUGGAGCGGGAGAUGGAUGCCCACCCCAAGGCUGACUACUUUGGAGCCUGCGUGAAAUGCAGCAAAGGUGUAUUCGGGGCCGGCCAGGCCUGCCAGGCCAUGGGCAACCUCUACCACGAUGCCUGCUUCACCUGCGCGGCCUGCAGCCGGAGACUGAGAGGAAAAGCCUUUUAUUUCGUCAACGGCAAAGUGUUCUGUGAGGAAGACUUCCUGUACUCUGGCUUCCAGCAGUCUGCCGACAGGUGUUUUCUCUGUGGACAUCUGAUCAUGGACAUGAUCCUGCAGGCCCUGGGGAAGUCCUAUCACCCUGGCUGUUUCCGCUGCGUCAUCUGUAACGAGUGUCUGGACGGGGUCCCCUUCACUGUGGACUCGGAGAACAAGAUCUACUGUGUCCGAGAUUACCACAAGGUGCUGGCCCCGAAGUGCGCAGCCUGCCGGCUCCCCAUCCUCCCGCCUGAGGGCUCCGACGAGACCAUCCGAGUGGUGUCCAUGGACCGAGACUACCAUGUUGAGUGCUACCGCUGUGAGGACUGUGGCCUGGAGCUCAAUGAUGAGGAUGGUCACCGCUGCUACCCUCUGGACGACCACCUCUUCUGCCACGCAUGCCACGUGAAGAGGCUGGAGAAAGGGCCCUCAUCCACCAGCCUCCACCAGCACCACUUCUAGCCCGUGUGGCUCCCAGCCUGGCAGGGAUGAGGUGUCAGGCAGGGAUGAGACGUCUGCCUGUGAUGUUCACCCCGGCCUGGGACUGGGGUAGGCGUAUGUCCCUGUGUGCCUGAGGGACACCUUCAGCUAGGGAGGUGCACGUCCGUUCCAUGUGCCUUUGCCCUCUCUGCACUGAGGCUGGGUUACUCAAGGAGUUACAGCAGCAUGUUUGUGUGUGUGUGUGUGUGUGUGUGUGUGUGUGUGUAUCCACGUGCAUGUGGCCUGGAGCUCAAGGUCGUAUCUGUGCAGGGUUACAACCUCAGCUGCAGCAUCCUGAAGGGCCAGCUCAGUGCCCAAACAUUCAGCCCUCACCAAACCCAGGCACCGCUGCCUCUCCCCAGGGCCUAGGGUCUUCUGGGAAUGCCCGAACACUUCCACUGCAUGCUGAUGGAGGGAGGGAGCUCUUUCGUAAGCUUUGUGUCAGGAAAAUUGGCUGGGAAGCCAGAGCCGGGAUCUGAGCUCUGCUAACUCCAGCUGUGCUGUGUGUCCCUGGCCCCCAGGGUGUCCUCUGGCACUGGGGCCCAGCAGAGGCUGGCCUGGCCCGGCCUGGCCUAGCCAGCUCCGGGAGAGAGACCUUGGUGCGGGCACCAGGACUCUCACCCAUCUGUCGGUGCUGCUUUGAUCGAGCUCUUGAGUCUGUGCCUCGGGAGUGGCUCCAAGAGUCUGGGGUUCCCAGUCGGGAUGCCUCUGGUUGAGCUUAUUUAAGGAUGGACUUUCUAGAAGCCCUGCGCACAUAGUGCUCGAACACGUGUGUGAGACUGAUCACGAAGCCAGCCCUGAGGGAGGAGUGAUGCUCGUUUCCAGGCUUCCCUCACCCUCAUCCUGGUCCAGCCGUUGAUGUUCCUAGGAACCCGUUCCAAGGUACCCAGCUUUCUGUCUUCCACACACACAAUACCUCAGACAGAACUUCACCAAGUUGCCGUCGGAGGACGCAGUGACAUCGCAUGGGACUCAGGUACCCUCCCAUUUGGCACUGGGAGCCGGCUGGCUGGCGCCAUGUGACCAAUGUUGAGGCCGAGCACCCUGACCUCUGUACUCCCCAGGCUGGCUCCCCAGGUGGCAGGGCCGAGGGGAGUGACAGGCCGGUAAGAUGUCAGGGCUGGCAGCUCUGCACGGACCAGAACCUGCAAUCCAAGCCACGCUCGUGAGCCAGAGGUCACACUUCUUGGCAUUUCAAAUGGGAGAAACUGCUGUAAAAGGAAAGAGAAGAGUGGGGAGCCUAUGACUUGCUGGGCGUGGUGGCGGGUGGCGCACCCCUGCAAGCCUAGCACGUGGGAGGCUGUAGUAGGAGGAUCAGGCCUGGUGACACUGUGUCUUCUCAAGUCCAUCUGGAGCCAGGUUGGGCGCUGACCAUGGAGCCCCAGGUGCACAUGGACACAGCCUUGUCCCUUGGCCUGGCACCGCCUGUAGGCCACUUACAUGAGGCCCAUGCUGUUGGAGUCCUUCAGUCCGAUGUUAAUUCCCAGCUUCCUGCGCUUGGGCCAAGCCCCUUGCAAACCCGUGGUCACAGGGGCUUGAGGCUGCCCCCUGCCUCCAUCAAGUCCUCCACCUGGGCAAGGCCAGCCUGCGUGUCCGACCGUGGAAAGGCGGCCUUGCUCAUGAGCAGAGAAAGGAAAACUGUAUGGGCCCCCAGUCCACCCCAGAAGCACCAGGGUGCUUUUGCUAACCGAGUAGUUUUAAAACUCAGUGAUUAAUUUUUGUAAUGAAAUUUUUAAAGUGGCCUUGACUGAGGUGAUUCAGCCGUAUUUGCAAAUACGAUAUUUUAUACUGCUGAAAAAGAGCAAUAAAGGUUUUUCCAGCUGCCCUAGGAGUCCUAGCAGGGCGCUGUGCCCUGCUUGUCCACUUCCCUGCUGAGGGCACCUACGGGAGCUGAGUUCCUUACAUUUCUCUCCUCUGUCUCAGGCCCUUGUACAAAAGUGGUGAAGAGACAGAUAUUCACCUAUUUUAAAUGUUCUAUAAGUUAUUAGCCAAAUAGAGUUGUAUUUAUGGAUAUGUAGGAAGAAAACACAAGGUCCUGGUAGACCAGGAUAAAGGUUUGUUUUGAAAAUUAGAGCAGAUGGCCUUACUUGCAUUUCCUGGACAAUUCCUGGACCUUAAUCUUAAUGAAACCAGGAUGCAGGCUGGAGCCGGAGCCCAGCGCCAGCCGGCAUCCUUGUGUCGCUCUGUUUUACCCUUUAGCGCACUUUGGAGCUCUCUCUCCUCCCCUUUUUUCUUUUGACUGCCUGACUUGGGACAUUGAUAAACUGCCUGGGUCAUCUGGAAGCGGUGUCCGAGACGGGGGUUCUCGCUUCUUCGCUCAGCAACGUCAGACCCCGUCUGUGCUUGGCAAAAGGUGAUGUGCUCAAGUCUCACUCCAGAGGCUUGUUUGGUCCUGUCCAGGUCGCUGCCUGCACGGGGCUGAGGGGCGAGACUUGGUCUCAUCUCUGGUUACUGAGGAUAAUCGAGGAGUUCUGGUCUCCUUCCAGCACCAUCGUCCCCCUGCUUUAUGGGCUUGAGUCAUAGUUAGGAAGCUAAAAGCACUAUCCUUGGGACCAGAGCGGACAUGGGGAGUUCACUACCCACUGCAGACCAUGCAUCCCUGAGGCCUGCGAAGGUGACAGCCACAUGACCACGUGUACCCUCGCAGAGAAAGAAAUGUGUCUACCCUGCGCUGUGCUUGCCUGACACAUGUUUUCAAACUGCCAGGAGGGUCAUGGAUACAGCUCAGUGGCACAGUGCCUGCCUGGCAAGCACAAGGUUCUGAGUUCGAUUCUUGGUACCAAAAAAAGUAAAAAUGCCAGGAAAUCCAGUUUUUUGUUUUUCCUUUGCCAACAGUCAGUCCCAAUUUCCCACUUAGUAUUUCAAACAACUUUAGCAGAAGGGGGGGAAAAUGAGUGAAAUAUACUAGCUGACUUUUGUUCUGGGCCCAAACUGGACAGAUGUGGAAAAUAUCCGAAUAGGAAUUAAAAGUUCACACAGUUUGCUGUAUAAUGAAAUUAUCAUCUUCUGUGUCUCUUACCAUAAAAUUACUGAGUUACUAUAAAAUGAUUCAAGGUAUCACAGCAAUAAAACUGCCCCAAUCUAGGUAUUAAAGUGCUUCCCAUAUA
This is a messenger RNA of Cavia porcellus (domestic guinea pig), 5599 nucleotides long. RefSeq names its product LIM domain containing 1 (gene Limd1). The transcript has 8 exons. Gene Ontology annotation, biological process: regulation of DNA-templated transcription; response to hypoxia; positive regulation of miRNA-mediated gene silencing. Lineage: Eukaryota; Metazoa; Chordata; Mammalia; Rodentia; Caviidae. Gene Ontology annotation, molecular function: transcription corepressor activity. The coding region runs from base 534 to 2474 and encodes 646 amino acids. The record is from RefSeq and is a predicted model, not a curated record. Gene Ontology annotation, cellular component: nucleus; adherens junction; P-body.